Arabidopsis arenosa is the source of this 691-nucleotide messenger RNA. The record is from the annotation of a GenBank genome assembly. NCBI's taxonomy places the organism in Eukaryota, Viridiplantae, Streptophyta, Magnoliopsida, Brassicales, Brassicaceae.
AAGAAGAAGACUGACUAUUGACGACGACGGCGAUGGCUAUGGAGAUUUCUCAUCGUUUCUUUCGAUCAUCCAUGGCCUUAAGCGUGGGAAAAUCUAGGAACGGCGUUUCUGGGAUUAGUCGUGUUGGAUUAUCUCCGGUUUCUGCCGUACAUGUACCCAGAAGGAUGUUUAUGCAGCUCGCUGGGUUUGGUUCGGUCUUUACGCUUCUGGAUUUUCCUGGUUUAGCGGCGCCGGUUCCUCAAAUUAAGGAACCUCAAGUUAUCAGGACGUUGAAGCUCCCGAGUGGUGUGAGGUUUCAAGAGAUAAUUGAAGGGGAAGGACGAGAAGCUCAUGAAGGGGACCUGGUCGAGCUAAACUAUGUGUGUCGACGCGCAAAUGGAUAUUUCGUUCAUAGCACGGUGGACCAAUUCAGUGGUGAAAGCUCUCCUGUCAAACUUAUUCUUGAUCAAAACGACGUAAUUGAGGGCUUGAAAGAAGUCUUGGUGGGCAUGAAAGCUGGAGGGAAGCGUAGAGCACUCAUUCCUCCAUCAGUAGGGUACAUAAACGAGACAUUGAAGCCAAUCCCCGAGGAGUUUGGACCACGACGCAGCCUUCUAUCGCACGCGAACGAGCCUCUGGUCUUUGAAAUCCAGCUCUUGAAAGUAUUAUGAUAUUUUUCUUCGGUCACUGUUAAUGAAAUAUUUUGGCUGAG